Molecule: messenger RNA, 1328 nt
Organism: Solanum lycopersicum (tomato)
Lineage: Eukaryota; Viridiplantae; Streptophyta; Magnoliopsida; Solanales; Solanaceae
Product: protein PPLZ12
Source: RefSeq, a predicted model, not a curated record
UUUUUUUAAAAAAAAAAGAUAUUUCGUGCGAACAAGUUUGUUUGUGUGAAAUUAAUGGCGGUCGUCGCCUAUACGUUUGUCCAUACAAAAAGGGCGUUGAGUUCCUGAAUUCAUCAGCAACAUCAAAUCCCUUAAAACCCUAAUUCGGAAAUUUUUGAUACAGAGAAAAGCUAUGGGGAAUGUUAACUGUGUAUUCUGCGGCUGCAUAGAACAGGCGAGCGUUGGUGUGGUGGAAAAAUGGGGACGUUUUGACAGAUUAGCAGAACCAGGGCUCAAUUUCUGGAAUCCCUUGGCCGGAGAAUGCCUCACUGGAACUCUCUCCACCAGGAUCAAUUCUCUUGAUGUCAAAAUUGAGACCAAAACCAAGGAUAAUGUCUUUGUUCAAUUGCUGUGCUCAAUCCAAUAUAGAGUGAUCAGGCAAAAUGCUGAUGAUGCUUUCUAUGAGUUGCAAAAUCCUACAGAGCAGAUUCAGGCUUAUGUAUUUGAUGUUGUUCGAGCCCAUGUCCCCAAAAUGAAUUUGGAUGAGCUUUUUGAGCAAAAGGAUGAAGUUGCUAAGGCUGUUUUGGAGGAACUUGAGAAGGUGAUGGGUGCGUAUGGAUAUAAUAUCGAGCACAUACUGAUGGUUGACAUUAUUCCUGAUGCUUCUGUGAGAAGAGCUAUGAAUGAGAUAAAUGCAGCUCAAAGGAUGCAGCUUGCUAGUGUAUACAAAGGAGAAGCAGAUAAAAUUCUGCAAGUUAAGAAAGCAGAAGCUGAGGCUGAAGCCAAGUAUUUAGGUGGGGUUGGGGUUGCCAGGCAGAGGCAGGCAAUUACCGAUGGUUUGAGAGAAAACAUCUUAAACUUCUCACAUAAAGUAGAAGGGACCUCUGCCAAAGAAGUAAUGGAUCUUAUAAUGAUCACCCAAUAUUUUGACACCAUCAAAGACCUUGGGAACUCUUCAAAGAACACAACCGUUUUCAUACCACAUGGUCCUGGCCAUGUUCGCGACAUUGGUGAUCAGAUACGUAAUGGCCUGAUGGAAGCAGCUAGCGCAAAGGACGCUGAAUAGGUCUGCUCGUUUUAACGAUCAGAAGCCUGUGUCUGUUGUACCCAAGAAGGUUACACAAUAAGAACAAUUGGAGUUUGAUAGUUUUGGUUUGGAUUGUUUUUGUUUUCUCUUUAGCCAUGAGCAUUGACAUUGGCAACAUUGUUUGAUGUUGUAUAGCAAAAAUAAUAAUAAAGAAGUUUUUUUUAAAAAAAAAGAAUAGAAAAUGGAGGAAUAUCAGAAAAUGUCUGUAAUUUGUAUAUUCACUUUCAGGUGCUAUAGUGACUAUUAAGAGGGCCAAAUCAAA